AGGACUAGGAUAUGCACUGCUCUCCCGGCCUUGGUUCCCGGUAUAUAAGCUAUACUAGACUCCAACAACAGCACAUUGGUCUCAGUGUCUGGUCUCACACAGAACAGCAACAUGAAAGUCCUGGUUGUGUUGUGCGCCGUGUUGGCUUGUAGCCAGGGAUUCGUACCGUUGGUGUACCCAGUGCCACACCACUACGUACCAGCCCCGGCACCCCCGCCUCCAGCACCCACGCCGCCACCACCUCCACCAACCACGCCGCCACCACCCGAUGCACCGGCCGUCAUCUAUGCCGCCCCCGCACCCAUCGUCAUCAGGCCGCCACCUCCACCACCACCCCCACCAGCACAUGUGGUGUACUCGCCCUACUACUUCAAGCCUGCCCCACCACCCCCAACCACUCCAGCCCCACCACCACCAACCACUCCUGCUCCACCGCCUCCACCUCCACCUCCACCGGCACCACUGCCUCUGCCCGUGAUCUAUGCUGCCCCUCUGCCAGCACCACCCCCACCCCCUGCACCAGCACCCGCUCCAGCACCAGUGCCUGCCCCCCACCCAGCACCACCCCCAGUCACCAAGUACCACGCUCAGGAUGAGUUGGGACAGGCCAAGUACGGACACUCAGAGCCAACUCAGACCCACAACGCAGUCCAGGACGCUUACGGAAACAAGAUCGGCAGCUUCAGCUAUGUUGACACCGAGGGCAAGGUGGUGCGCACUGACUACAUCGCCGACGCGGGUGGCUACCGAGUGGCAUCCAACAACCUGCCCGUCGACCCACCUGCGGUCGCCCACGCCAAGGCAGCCCACUUUCACGAGAUCGCUCUGGCCAAGCUGAGGGGCAAGCGCCACGCCAUCUUCCCUGCCAGCACUGUGCCCCUGCCACCCCCACACCCACUUCCAGUCUACCCUGCUCCAGCUCCAGCUCCAGCACCAGCUCCAAAGCCAGCUCCAGCACCAGCUCCAGCACCACUUCCCCACGUGCCAUCCUCCUACCUGAUCUUGGCUUCACACCCAGCUCCACCACCUCCACCACCCCCAGCACCAAAGCCCGCUCCACCUGCACCAGCCCCCUACGUGUACCCGACACCAGUCAUCUAUGCCGCCCCUCUGCCAGCACCACCCCCACCUCCACCACCAGCACCAACCACCCCAGCUCCACCCCCAGCACCCAAGCCCUACGUGCUGCCCGCUCCAGUUAUCUACGCUGCCCCUCUGCCAGUGCCCCCACCUCCAGCACCUAAGCCAGCUCCACCACCCCCAGCACCAUACGUGUACCCAGCUGCCGCCCUCUACGCGCCACUCCCGGCCCCGGCUCCCGCACCUAAACCAGCCCCAGCCCCCGUGCCAGCGCCCGCUCCCUACCCCGCAGUGCGCCCCGCCAUCCUGACCACCAUCGUCAACAACCCCGGCCACGCUGUCUCCUACAGGGUCGACUAGAUCACACCGGCUGCCGACAAUUCCCCGACCAACGACGUGUUCAGAGCCAGAACCGACCGAGACCACGGCUGGGCUUUAACACCGUUCACCGAGUGAGUGUUCAAUUACGGAAACGACCAACCGAUUUUGCCAUGUGUUCAAGUUUGUUCCUUGUUUUUGUACAUAGCUGCUGAUUAUUGCUUUUUUAUCUUAUUUAAAAAAAUGUAAAAAUCUAAUGUUUUGUUUUUAUACGAUUUAAUAAUAUAUUUUAUAAAAAAAA
Messenger RNA from Nilaparvata lugens (brown planthopper), 1699 nucleotides. Its product is annotated as vegetative cell wall protein gp1-like. The transcript has 3 exons. The coding region runs from base 112 to 1440 and encodes 442 amino acids. NCBI's taxonomy places the organism in Eukaryota, Metazoa, Arthropoda, Insecta, Hemiptera, Delphacidae. The record is from RefSeq and is a predicted model, not a curated record.